ACUGAACUUACUUGAGAACAGUAAUUUAGUAAAUUGUAUUAAAAUUUAGCAUACUUUCAGCUCGAAACUUGAAAUGCGUGCCAACACUGAUGUUUGGAGUCCCUUAAAAAUUACAUAGUGCAUUCAUUUGGAAAAUCUUCUCCCUGUUCUGUUUAGUGAAGUGUGAUUAGGACCAUCAAGUUUUCUAUAUACAGCACUAUGGCAGCACUGAAAAUGCAAAGCGCCUGCAAAAACUGUUGUUGCAAAUAUAUCACAGGAACAACUUCAAUUCUUCUUUAUUACUUAUUUUCCGUUAGUUUUCUUUGCUCGUUUCAACGUGUUGCUGAACAUUUAUUUGAAAUGGUGUUUGCAAGCUCAACAGACUUUGCCAACCCUGAAACUGAUUCUUUUUGUUAGUUUAUUAGGUGAUUAGGAGAUUUAUCGAAAAUUGAUUUUUAGUAGUUAACAUCGAGUAAGUAUCGCUAAUAUUCAACAUAAUUGAAUUGCGCGCCUCUAUUUGAGAGCCGCGUGACAGUUAUUAAAAGUUAGCUUCCUUCAAAAAUCCCAAGACGGCCAAAAAUGUGUACAAAAAAAGUGCGUGAAUGGCUGGUCUUACUGACCAUGGAAAAGUAUGUUCGUUGCUUUACAGAGCAUGGCUACAUAACUAUUGCCCAGUGCCAACAAAUAUUAACCAGCGAUCUCAUCAUGUUGGGUAUAGAUAACCCAACCCAUCGACAGCUGCUACUAACUGGUGUGCAGCUCCUCAUUAAUUCACCCAAUCUUUUCGUUUGCCCAGAGCCGUGCGAAUGGCAUGUAUCGAGUGCAGAUCAAGAUUUGGCCGAAGAUUUCUUGGAUACCUGUAAAAUUGACUUGCAAGCAAUAGAUAGUACAUUUAGUACGCAACAACAUAGUAAAAAAAAAUUUGGGUUUCUAGCCAGAACAAAACGUGAACGCAAGUCAAAAUCAAAGAAUAUCAAGGAGAGUUUGUGCUCAGUCAACAUAAAGGCCAACUUCACCUGCGUCGCCUGUCCACACUUGCAGUUUGGUCAGCUUUACGAAUUGGAUCAGCACAUCGCCGCCUUAAAGGAGAGCAAGGAUCCGUCGGCAUCUCAGCACAAAUACGGCGAUCUCAUAACCAAUGUACAAGAGGCGACACCCAUUAUUCUAAUUGAAUAAUUUUAAGCCAAAAGCUAAGCU
Molecule: messenger RNA, 1176 nt
Organism: Drosophila montana
Lineage: Eukaryota; Metazoa; Arthropoda; Insecta; Diptera; Drosophilidae
Exons: 1
Coding region: 559-1155 (198 amino acids)
Molecular function (GO): protein binding
Source: RefSeq, a predicted model, not a curated record